AUGUCGUCUACUCGAACAAAGAUUGGCCAUGGCCUUGCCUGGUUCUUCAAUCUGAACCUCGAUCCUUAUGGCCAACGCGAAGCUGAGCUUAACGACUCUAGGAACGCGUCUCAAUCUCAUCCUGAUGUCGAGCCCUACGAUGAAAAGGAUCCGACUGCGAUCAGCUGGAUCGUGAGUAUUACGCCGACACCCCGAGGAAUCUUCCAAUACUUCUACCGUCUAUUCCCAUUUCUGCAUUGGAUUACUAGAUAUAAUCUAACAUGGUUUAUCGGCGAUCUGAUUGCCGGCGUCACUGUCGGAGCUGUAGUCGUGCCUCAGGGCAUGGCUUACGCCCUAUUGGCCGAGCUUGAACCUCAGUAUGGUCUCUAUUCGUCCUUUAUGGGUGUACUUCUCUAUUGGUUUUUCGCUACCUCGAAGGACAUCACGAUAGGACCCGUUGCGGUUAUGUCGACUGUUACUGGUGGGAUUGUCAAUAGAGCAGAAGCAGCUAUCCCCGAUAUUCCGGGACACGUCGUAGCGUCUUCCCUCGCUGUAAUUGUUGGCGCCAUUGUGUGUUUCUUAGGUCUGGCUAGACUUGGUUGGAUUGUUGAUCUCAUCCCUCUGCCUUCGAUCGCGGCAUUCAUGACCGGGUCCGGAAUCAGUAUCGCAGUCGGACAAAUUCCUACCAUGAUGGGCAUGAACUCCAAAAAGAAGAGAUUCUCGACGCGAGAUGCUACAUACUUGGUCAUCAUUAAUACCCUAAAGAAUCUCAAGUAUACCACGAUUGAUGCGGCCAUGGGACUCACCGCUUUGCUCAUGCUAUACAUCAUAAGGGGGACUUGCACGUUCUUGGCCAAGAAGUACCCUCACCGAGAGAAGACCCUCUUCUUCAUCAAUACCCUUCGAACAGCUUUUGUUAUAUUGCUGUACACUGGUAUCAGUGCUGGCGUCAACGUAUAUCGCCGGACCCACCCUCUUUUCAGUGUCCUCGGUGAGGUUCCGCGAGGGUUCCAACACGCCGGUGUUCCUAACCUCGACCCAAAAAUCCUUUCCUUCUUUACCUCCGAGCUUCCCGCGGCCGUCAUCGUUGUCCUGAUUGAACAUAUAUCUAUUUCGAAAUCAUUUGGCCGUGUCAAUAACUAUGUUAUCGACCCAUCUCAGGAACUAGUCGCAAUAGGUGUUAGCAAUCUUUUAGGACCAUUCCUUGGAGCGUAUCCGGCUACCGGGUCUUUCUCUCGUACCGCCAUCAAAGCGAAAUCCGGCGUUCGUACACCAUUUGCUGGUGUAAUUACGGCAAUCGUUGUGCUCCUCGCCAUAUACGCGCUAACAGCUGUCUUCUGGUACAUUCCUCAGGCCUCUCUCGCUGCUGUCAUUAUUCAUGCUGUUUUGGAUGUCGUUUCCCCACCGAACGUGGUGUACCAGUUUUGGAGAGUAUCCCCACUAGAAGUUAUUAUUUUCUUCGCCGGUGUCCUGGUGACUCUCUUCGAUACUAUUGAGGAUGGUAUCUAUACGACUGUAUGCAUAUCGUUCGCUGUUUUCAUUUUCCGCAUGUUCCAGGCGAAGGGUCGCUUCCUUGGAAUCGCAAAGGUCCGUACAGUUGGGGAUUUGAGGUCCAGCAGGCGUACCAGCCAAAGUUCUCACGGUCAGAAGACCACCUCUAUUGUUCGCCAAGGCGAAAUCUCCAGCGAGCGCAACUUGUUCAUCCCAAUCGACCAUGAUGAUAAUUCUAACCCUCGGGUAUCCGUCGAGCAUCCAUAUCCUGGAGUGUUUAUCUACCAAUUCUCGGAACUGUUUAAUUACCCAAAUGCGACUCGUUUCUUGGACGGUCUCACGGCUGGGAUUUUUAAACAAACACGGAGAACCGACCCCGGGUCUCUCGGAAAAUUAGGCGACCGUCCUUGGAACAACCCUGGUCCGCGAAAGGGCAAGGUUGUCGUCGAUGACACAGAAGAGCGACCUACUCUCAGAGCAAUCAUUUUAGAUUGUUCUGCUGUGAAUAACGUCGAUGUAACUUCCGUGCAAGCCUUGAUAGAUGUUCGCAACCAGUUGGAUAGAUACGCUCAACCUGACAUAGUUGAGUGGCACUUUGCCAACGUUAGGAAUCGCUGGACUCGCCGCGCCCUAACAGCCGCUGGAUUCGGAUUCCUACAACCCAAGGGUGAUGCUGAGACCGGAUACCGUUGGAAAUCAAUCUUCAGUGUUGCCGAUUUAGCAGAUGCUGCUUCACCGCUAUCGAGUGAAAAGGCAUCGGUGGGAAAGCGUGUGAGCGGUGAUGAGGAAAUUGGAUCAAAGCCGACCUCUACCAACGAAACCGAGGGUACCGUUCGUCAAUUACCCUUGUAUGGCCUCAAUCGGCCAUUUUUCCACGCAGAUGUGCAAGAAGCUCUUGAUGCUGUACUGGAGAACGUUGAGCAUCGACCUUCUCUUUUCAAGGCUUAG
Annulohypoxylon maeteangense is the source of this 2418-nucleotide messenger RNA. Its product is annotated as sulfate permease. The transcript has 5 exons. The record is from RefSeq and is a predicted model, not a curated record. Gene Ontology annotation, biological process: transmembrane transport. NCBI's taxonomy places the organism in Eukaryota, Fungi, Ascomycota, Sordariomycetes, Xylariales, Hypoxylaceae. Gene Ontology annotation, cellular component: membrane. Gene Ontology annotation, molecular function: secondary active sulfate transmembrane transporter activity. The coding region runs from base 1 to 2418 and encodes 805 amino acids.